UCUCAGAGUAAUGUUUCUAAUUCACAGCUUUGGCUGGGGCCAGGCUGGCCCAGAUGCCCUGACCCCACUCCCUCCCUUUGGGGCCCUGCCCAGCCCCUAGCCUGCUGCCCCCUUGUUGUGCUCUGAACACAUGCCUCCUGCUUUCUGCUCACGCUGUUCCUUGUUCCUUCCCCCUGGGCACCAUCUCCCUCCUCUCUCUCCAGGCCUGACCUGCAUGGCUGGUCCUCCAGGAAGUUCUGAUCCAUCAUGCAAAGCAGCCAUGAGAUCCAGCCGCCCUGAGCGGGGUGCCCAGGAACCCCUCAGUCCCUGCCCUCAGCCCCUGUCCUGGAGCUCCUCCAGCCUGCUGGGCGCAGGCCGGGGGCAGAGGCCGGAGCUCCACAAGAGCGCCAGCAGCACCGUAUGGCAGGCCCAGCCGGGCGAGGCCAGCACGGGUGCCCAGGUCCGGGAGGAGGAAGGGCACCAGGCUGAGAGUGAGGAACAGGCACGUGCCUCCAGCCCCCGGCCACAGCCCGGGGCCGUGGGUCACUGGCAGAGCAGCGCUGCGGGCGGUGGUGACCUGUGCUGCCUGCGGGACCCCAGCACCGCCGCUGUGCAGAGAAGCCACUCGGACCUGGUCUGCAGCACCCCGAUCUGGGGCCGCAGCAGUGCCCGGAAGGCCAGCCUCAGCUGCUCGGCCCUGGGCAGCUCGCCUGUCCACGGAGCUCAGCUGCAGCCCAGCAGCGCUUCUGGCCGGGGUGGCCAAGCCCCUGCAGGCCUGGAAAGGGACCUGGCUCUGGAGGAUGAGACUUCAAACUCAGCCUGGACACUGGAGGAGAGUCAGGUGUGGGUGCCGCCACCUGACCUGGGGGGCACAGUGACCCACAGCAGCAGCCUCAAAGCCACCGGGCAGUCGGCCACCACCUCCUGCCAUGCUCUGCCCCCAGCAGCGCUACUCUGUGGUGUGAGGGAGGUGGGGGCCAGCAGCUGCUGCCACGGCUUGCCUGCCCCAGGGAUCCUGGCCUUUCCUAAACUAGUGGCAUCAGUGAGUGAAUCUGGGCUGCAGGCUCAGCACGGGGUGAAAUUCCAGUGUAGGUUGUCUGCGGGGCUUCCUGGGCAUUCCCACUGCUGUGCGUACCCUUGGGGUCCCACCGGGUUAGCUAUGGAGGCUGGCGCCAGGACCAAGGAUAUGUGGACCAUGACCUCAGCAAGUGACUUGGCCCCCAUCUUGGCAUCACCUCUGUCAGCCCAGGAUGCUGGUGUGCAAGCGGCCCCCAAGGCAGUCUGCAAAGCUGUGGCCACCAGCCCGCCUCUGGAGGCCCCUGUGGCCCUGCACACAUUCUCGGAGGCAACUCUGGGGUCCAGCCUGGAGGAGGUGCCACCCCCUGUGCGGGACGUGCGAUGGGAUGCUGAGGGCAUGACAUGGGAGGUGUACGGAGCUGCAGUGGACCCUGAGGUACUCGGCCUGGCCAUCCAGAAGCACCUGGAGAUGCAGUUUGAGCAGCUGCAGCGGGCCCCUGCCAGCGAGAACAGCCUGUCUGCGGAGAGCCGGAGGGGGCCACUUCGAGCUGUUAUGCAGUCCCUGCAGUGCCCCAGCUGCUGCGGCUGCUCCAGUGCAGUCCCUGAGUAAGGAGCUGCAGUCCCAGGAGCUGCCCUGGGCCCAUGGACUCAGCCCCAGGGACAGUAGGGGCCCUGUGCCCUUUGGACCCACGGGCACCCAUGGACGUGUCUCUGUUCUUGGCUGUCUGCAGACCGCAGGACUGCAGCCUGGGGGCUUCCUGCCCCCUGCAGCUGGGCUAGUUUUUAAGGGCUUGAUUUCCAAGAGCCACAUCUGCACGUCCGGCUCUGAACUCUGGUACAGUUUCAGCACUGGGCAUAACGGGGAUCCUGACUUUUCUGUCAAAACCCUCGACCUUCUGUUCAGUCUCUCCUCAGAACUCUGCCAUGAUUUCCCCAGGCCUCUCGAUGGCUUUAUUUUCACGGCAGUGCUGAGAUACAACGAAUUCCUGCCAUGAGACGUGGGGCCCCGAGUGGCAAGGACUGUCUGAGUCUUUAGGGGAGGGAACUGACAUUGUGGAGGCCUCCCAUGUGCCACAGCCUGUACCCAUCCCCUUACUUUGUGGAGUCUUUACCUCUUCACUCUGUUUUAUAGACGCAACCACAGACACUGGCAUGGCUGUAACUGCCAUGCCCUGGGUUGGACAGCUCGAGGUGGUGGGAUGAGAGCAGAGCUGAGGCUGGCUGAAGCCUGCAGUGUUUUCCUGCAGCACGUGGCUGGCAGCGCAGGGCAGUUGUGAACAAGAAGAAUUUAUUGAGCCCAUGUUCCAUGCCAGGUUCUGUGAAUUCCUUGGGAAAGAAGCUGCCCGUGCCCUUGCUGACCUCACAGUGUGUAGGAUGGGGGGCUCUGAGCAUUACAGAGGACUGCAGGGUACUUCUAAGAGCCAGCCUCCCAGUAGGUCAUGUGUCAGGCACUGGCCUCAGGAGGGAGAGAGCGGGUGGCCACCUGUCCCAAAAUAUGUUGCAGUGCCUGAAAUUGUACCAUUUUCACCUUGCUCCUUUGGCUUAAGGACUUAUUCUCAGCUGGUGCAGUUCUUAA
Messenger RNA from Lagenorhynchus albirostris (white-beaked dolphin), 2572 nucleotides. It is a transcript of the gene GPRIN2, whose product is annotated as G protein regulated inducer of neurite outgrowth 2. Gene Ontology annotation, cellular component: plasma membrane. NCBI's taxonomy places the organism in Eukaryota, Metazoa, Chordata, Mammalia, Artiodactyla, Delphinidae. The transcript has 2 exons. The record is from RefSeq and is a predicted model, not a curated record. Gene Ontology annotation, biological process: neuron projection development. Bases 131 to 1606 code for a protein of 491 amino acids.